AGGAAGGAGGAAGAUUCGCGCCUUCUUCUCCUUCUCCUUCGCUGUUACGUCAAAGAGGAAGCGGCGUCCCUCACGAAGGAGAAGGAGGGGAAGGGAGACGAGCCGGAGCGGCGCGAUGUCGGCGGGAGAAGCGCUUGGUGGUGGCUGAGGCGGAGGAGGCGGCCUCCUCAUGCGCCCCUCAAAAAGCUCAUGACAGCAGGGAGCGCGGCGGAGAGGAGAGGAAGGACUUCGCCUCAGGGAGGCCCCAUUCUCCUCACACGCCGGAGAGUUUAUUUUGAAACUUCCCAUCUGUUUUGGCGACCACAAGAGCGGCGUCGUGGGCCCUUUUUUGCCUCUCCUCGAAGAAUAUUGGAUUGAGACUUUUAUUUUUUUGAGUCUCUCCUUUUCUUGAGUCUCUCGUUUUCCCUUCACCUCAUUUUCGGGGUGUUAAAUCAGGCAUUUCCCCCUUUCCUUGGAUGAAGAUUGUAUCCCUCUUUCUGUUCGCUUCACCCUUUUCCUUGGGGCGUCGGAUCAAGAGUCUUCCCACUGAUCGUGUUUGAUUAAGCGCUCCCCUCCUCCCUCGCAUCAGAAAUCGUGGAUUAACUGCCCUCCCCUUUAUUUGCGACCCCCCCAUUUUUCUUAAGGUGUUGGAUCAAGAGUCUCUUAAUUUCGGAAGCACUUCCUCCCUCUCUUUAGGGGUGUUUCGUGCAAGAUCAAGCGCUUCCCUCUUUUCUCCAGGCGGAAAUCUUGGAGUCAAGAUUCCUCCCUCGUCAGGGUGUGUUUACCUUUUCUUUUUAAUUUUAGAGCCCCAAUUUUUCAUGGGGUGUCGGAUCAAGGAUCUCUUUUUAUUUUUGGAAGCCUUUCCUGCCUCCUUUUUCGGGGUGUUUUUCCUCUUAGAUUAAGAUUUUGGAAGCCUUCCCUCCCUUCUUGAAGAGGUCGAGAUUGGGAGCUUCCCUUCCUUGGAUUAUCGGCAACCUCCCCUUUAAUUUGGAAGAUUGAGACAUUGUAUCCCACCCCAAGCGCUGUACAAAUUUGGAAUCGCUUCUCCUCUUUUCCCCUCGGAUUAAGUGUUUUUUUUUUUUCCCUCCCUCGUGCCCCCCCCCCCCCCCCCGUCUUUUUGUCAGCCUCGGUCUUGCUCGUUCUCCUCUCGCUCGGUGGGAUUAUUAUAUGCUUCAAGGAAAAGGAAGCGGUGGCGGCGACGAGGCGCAACAGAAACCCGCCGGCGUCUCCUUCGCGUCCCUGGCCAUGUCCACGGCUACGGCAACUGCUGCGGCGAUCUCCGCCGCGGAGAAAGUGGACGGCUUCACCCGGCGGUCGGUGCGCAAGGUUCAGAAGCAGAAGCGCUCGCAGGGUUCGUCCCAGUUCCGGACCCAGGUCAGCCCCGUGGAGCUCCUCCCGCUGCCCCAGCUCAAAGAUGCCACCACAAAUGAACAGCAAGAUCUCUUCUGUCAGAAAUUACAGCAAUGUUGUGUAUUGUUUGAUUUCAUGGACUCUGUUUCUGACUUGAGGAAUAAAGAAAUAAAAAGAGCAACACUGAAUGAACUGGUGGAAUAUGUUUCAACCAAUCGUGGUGUGAUUACCGAAUCAGCAUAUUCUGACAUAGUGAAAAUGAUUAGUUCUAAUAUCUUCAGAACACUUCCACCCAGUGAAAAUCCAGAUUUUGAUCCAGAAGAGGAUGAACCUACGUUAGAAGCUUCCUGGCCCCAUAUACAGCUGGUGUAUGAAUUUUUACUAAGAUUUUUAGAGAGUCCUGAUUUCCAGCCUAGUGUUGCAAAACGUUAUAUUGACCAGAAAUUCGUACAACAGUUGUUGGAGCUGUUUGAUAGUGAAGAUCCACGAGAGCGUGACUUCCUAAAAACUGUGCUUCAUCGAAUUUAUGGCAAAUUCCUUGGAUUAAGAGCAUUCAUCAGAAAACAAAUCAACAAUAUUUUUCUCAGGUUUAUAUAUGAAACAGAACAUUUCAAUGGUGUUGCUGAGCUCCUUGAAAUACUAGGAAGUAUUAUCAAUGGUUUUGCAUUGCCACUAAAAGCAGAACAUAAACAGUUUCUUAUGAAGGUUCUUAUUCCUAUGCAUACAGCAAAAGGAUUAGCUUUAUUUCAUGCACAGCUGGCCUACUGUGUUGUUCAGUUCCUGGAAAAAGACAUGACAUUAACAGAGCCGGUUAUCAGAGGAUUGCUCAAAUUUUGGCCAAAAACAUGCAGCCAAAAGGAGGUCAUGUUUUUAGGCGAAAUAGAAGAAAUCCUAGAUGUAAUAGAACCAACACAGUUCAAAAAAAUACAAGAACCUCUCUUUAAACAGAUAGCCAAGUGUGUGUCAAGUUCACAUUUUCAGGUUGCAGAAAGGGCUUUGUACUUCUGGAAUAAUGAAUACAUACUUGGCUUGAUUGAGGAGAACAUAGACAAAAUCUUGCCAAUUAUGUUUGCCAGUUUAUACAAAAUCUCCAAAGAGCACUGGAAUCCGACCAUUGUAGCUUUAGUAUAUAAUGUGCUAAAAACGCUUAUGGAGAUGAAUGGAAAACUGUUUGAUGAACUCACAAGCUCUUAUAAAGCAGAAAGACAAAGAGAGAAAAAGAAGGAGCUAGACCGUGAAGAACUGUGGAAGAAGCUGGAAGAAUUAAAGUUAACAAAAGCUCUGUCUGACCAGCUGAGUAAUGCAUCCUCCGUUUCCAAUGCAACAAAUGAAAAAGUGCCAAAUGAGAGCAACAGCCUCGCUUUGUGAGGCAUACCUUUUAUAUACAAGGGUUUUUUUUAAAUAUGUAAAAAAUACAAAAGAGAGACCUCAUCAGUAUAUUUGAAAUGGCCAAUGUUUUUCCUCUGGCAAAAUGUAAAUUGAAAUUUUUGAACUGAAAUACAAUAAUUGAAUGUGACAUUAUUUACCACAGCAUAUUGUAAAUUUGUCUAAUCAUUGCUAUAUUGUCACCUCUGACAUUUCACAGAAUUGAAUUCUAUUAUCCAUGAUGUGUGUGAUUUAAUUAUGGGAGUGGUGAAAAUUAUGACUUGAAUUUUUUAAAAUUGUGUUGCACAUAGACAUAGAAGUCAACUAUUUACGUUUUCCCCAUGUGCUUUUCACAUUACUGCAAGCUUUGGCUAGGAUUCUGAAAGAGACUGCUAUACUAUCACUAUAUUUCCUCAAAUGAAACCAAGGCUGUUAAUCUUUGCCUGAAACUUGGGAGUUGGCCUCAUUUAACUUAAUGGAGCUUGCUUCUAAGUAAAGGUGCAUAGGAUUUGGUUGCAAUUGUGCCUGGAUGAGAUGUUCUUCCAUUUGUUGAUUACACAUUUGAAAGCUAUUACUGCAUAGAGUUUCUCUUCUGAUGUCACAAAAAUGAUUAUGGUUGGACAUGGGGUGUGUCUAUUGGCCUUGCUGUCUCCUUUAUUCUUGGAGCCUGCACAUACAUACGUAUAUUGGUGACUAAACAUCUGCAUCAGGAAACCUUUUCUACUUGAGCUGACUCUUGGUGAAAUUUAGGAAUCUGGAAGAUUGGGUUCUACAUAGUGCAAGGAACUCAUGCAAGCAAAGGCUCCUUGUUGCAGUUCAUCCCUUUGUGUGCAAGUGGCAGCAAGAACAGCUGUGUGUUCAGAGAAAGGUGUAGGUUUAUUGAUAAAUAAGCUAAGAGAGACAAAAUGAGAGGUGGCAUAUGUGAAUACCACUUAAAUGUUAGGGAAUCAUCAGCUUUGACUCCAGGAAUGCUUUGCUCCCAUAAGCCCUCAUGCGUUUUUUACCAUUUUAUAACAGAGCUCUAGAACCUAUCAAUGAAACUCAUCAUCAUUUCAGCCAUUUUUAUUAAGGCUAGCAGGUUUGCUUUCUAUCUGGCUCAAGAUAGUCCAGCUGUUCACUGAAAUCUUGGAUUGUGCAAUUCCAUUCAGGUAUCGAAACAUCUUUGUAACAGUACAGUUCCUUGGUCUGUUUCAAGGAAAAUACAAUGUACUUAACAUGGCAAAAAAUGGCGCUAGAGGUUUUGUCUGUUUUUACUAGAUCAGGUCGGAUGUUUUAUGCAGAUCUUUCUAUCAAGAGUACCAUUCCAGUCUCUAUUGCAAUUGUGUGGAAAAUGGUUUUGUAUUGAAAGACUGAGGGAUUGAAAAGCAUUCAAUAAAGUCUUUAUGUUUGUAA
Molecule: messenger RNA, 4086 nt
Organism: Anolis carolinensis (green anole)
Lineage: Eukaryota; Metazoa; Chordata; Lepidosauria; Squamata; Anolidae
Gene: ppp2r5a
Product: protein phosphatase 2 regulatory subunit B'alpha
Exons: 13
Coding region: 1147-2697 (516 amino acids)
Biological process (GO): signal transduction; protein dephosphorylation
Cellular component (GO): cytosol; nucleus; protein phosphatase type 2A complex
Molecular function (GO): protein phosphatase activator activity
Source: RefSeq, a predicted model, not a curated record